AUGACAAAACAACAAGGAAGCAAUAAUAACGAGACAGACAACUCCUCUGCUCUAGAAUUUUAUAGGAAAGCCCUUAACUUUAAUGUCAUUGGGAGAUACGACCCUAAGAUUAAACAACUACUGUUUCAUACACCCCAUGCAUCCAUAUAUAAAUGGGAUUUUCAAAAAGAUGAAUGGACAAAAUUGGAAUACCAAGGUGUAUUGGCUAUAUACUUAAGGGACAUAAGUGAUAAUGAACCAUUAUUACACAUGGAUUAUAACACAGACUCACAACUUAACAGCAACCAAAGAAAUAGCAACAUUUUUGAGAGUAGUAGAAGCAACAUAUCUGAAAUGUCAAACUUAAGUGUGUUGGAUGACUCCGCAAAAUCUCAAAGGACUGAUGUCUAUUCCAGUAACAACAUCAUUGGUCAAAAUUCGUCAAGUACGGUCCUUUCCGGUAAAGAUAUAUAUAAUUAUGGUCUUAUUAUUCUCAAUAGAAUGAAUCCUGAUAAUUUCUCAAUGGGUAUAGCGCCAAACAGUGUUAUUAACAAACGUAAAGUAUUUGAUGUUAUAGAAAAUAAAGCCAACCCACUAGAGUGUAUGGGUGUGGAAGUCAAAGAUGAUUUAGUAAUUAUAAAGAAUUUGAAACAUGAAGUGUUCGGUAUAUGGAUUCAUACCAUUGCCGAUAGACAAAACAUUUAUGAACUCAUCAAAUAUCUAUUAGAAAGCGAGCCAAAAGAAUCAUUUGCAUAA
Molecule: messenger RNA, 735 nt
Organism: Maudiozyma saulgeensis
Lineage: Eukaryota; Fungi; Ascomycota; Saccharomycetes; Saccharomycetales; Saccharomycetaceae
Source: the annotation of a GenBank genome assembly